Benincasa hispida (wax gourd) is the source of this 1103-nucleotide messenger RNA. RefSeq names its product Plastid-lipid associated protein PAP / fibrillin family protein. Lineage: Eukaryota; Viridiplantae; Streptophyta; Magnoliopsida; Cucurbitales; Cucurbitaceae. The record is from RefSeq and is a predicted model, not a curated record.
UUUUGUACCGACGAUCUUUUUGUUGGCUCUGUUUUUGCUGUUUGCCAUCCAGUCCCAAAUGUGAAAUAUCUUCGUCCGGCGUCUCCGACCUUUCAAUUCGAAAGCUUCAAAAAACGUCUGGUUAACAAAAUUCGCAGCCAUGGAAGUUGCAUCUGUUUCUUCUUCCUUUUACAUUCCCACCCACAGUCACACCCAUGGCCAAAUCCCUCUGUCUUCCAUCUCUCCCCUUCAUUUCCCCUUCUUCCAUUAGAACCCAUCUCUCUCACCUCCCCAAAAUCUCUUGCUCUUCCGUAUCCAUUCAAUCUCAAUCAGUCAAAGAAAAGCUUCUUAACCUCAUAUCUGACCAAGAAAGAGGUCUCAAGACCCAGAAAAGCCCUCAGAAACUUGAUUCAAUUGUGAAAUCAAUCGACGCCUUGGCUUCUCUGGGCCGUAAUUCUGUUACUACGGACGAUUCCCUUUCUGCCACAUGGCGUCUUCUGUGGACUACUGAGAAAGAGCAGCUGUUCAUCAUUGAGAAGGCUCACUUGUUUGGUACUCAAGCUGGAGACGUUUUGCAGGUCAUUGAUGUACAGAAAAAGAGUCUCAAUAAUGUCAUCACUUUUCCUCCAGAUGGGGUUUUCUUCGUUCGAUCAAACAUUGAAGUUGCUUCCUCUCAGAGAGUGAAUUUUAGAUUUACGAGUGCUGUUCUGCGAGGAAAAAACUGGGAGAUUCCUUUGCCACCGUUUGGACAGGGUUUGACACAGUAUACCUCGAUGAUGAGAUCCGAGUUGUAAAAGAUAUCCGAGGUGAUUAUUUGAUCGUCGAACGUGCUCCCUACACUUGGAAAGAAUGAAAGCUGAAUCACAGGUUUUCAUUGCUGCUGUAGAAACAUGAUGUAAUUGAUUAUACUAGUAUUAGUCAUCUAAAAUUUUCUUCAUAAGUAGAUUUAUCCUUCUAGUAUGUGUUCUUAUUAUGCAACACAUUCAGCUUCUCUCACUGUAUAGGUAUUCCAUUGAGGAAAAGCCUGGGGUGUUCAUGAGUUGAAUUUUAAAAGCAUAUCUUUUUUCCCCAUAAGACAUCACUAUUGGAAACAUGUUUGGGAUAAUUUAAAUCAUGUUUGAUAA